Molecule: messenger RNA, 1685 nt
Organism: Solanum verrucosum
Lineage: Eukaryota; Viridiplantae; Streptophyta; Magnoliopsida; Solanales; Solanaceae
Exons: 6
Coding region: 1-1542 (513 amino acids)
Source: RefSeq, a predicted model, not a curated record
AUGGCGACCAAGACAUCUUCACUAACACUUUUCGUCUCUAUUCUUCUCUUCAUCGGAGCUAUUUUCUCCACCCACUUCCUAUACUCUCCAUUCGACAAUUCCACCACAGGAUAUUCUCCACGAAAGACAAUAUUAACCCCCGUAACACGCCACAAUCGCCCUGAUGCAACCCCAGCAGUCUCAAAACAGCCCCUGAAGAAACUGGAAAUCCAACUUAAUUGUACACUUGGGAAUCUUACAAGAACUUGCCCUGCAUCUUACUACCCGUUAAAGUUCACCGAACAAAAUGAAGCCUCUACAUCAUCUCCUCUGCCACCUACAUGUCCAGAUUACUUCCGUUGGAUCUACGAUGACCUAUGGCAUUGGAGAGAAACAGGAAUCACCAAAGAAAUGGUGAUGAGAGCCAAAAGGACAGCAGAUUUUCGGUUGGUGAUAGUGAAUGGAAGAGCAUAUGUUGAAACCUAUCAUAAGGCAUUUCAAAGUAGAGACACAUUUACAUUAUGGGGCAUUUUACAAAUGUUACGUAGGUACCCUGGUAAAGUACCUGAUUUGGACCUGAUGUUCGACUGCGUUGACUGGCCAGUUCUUAAGACUGAAUUCUAUCGACACCCUAAGGCCCCUGCUCCUCCACCUCUGUUCCGAUACUGCGGGAAUGAUAGCAGUUUGGAUAUUGUUUUUCCAGACUGGUCAUUCUGGGGAUGGCCAGAGAUUAAUAUAAAGCCGUGGGAGACUUUGUCGAAGGACUUAAAGAAAGGGAAUGAGAAGAUGAAAUGGACUGACAGGGAACCAUAUGCAUACUGGAAAGGCAAUCCUGCUGUUGCUGAAACCAGGAGGGAUCUGCUCAAGUGCAAUGUUUCAGAAAAGCAGGACUGGAAUGCACGCGUAUAUGCUCAGGACUGGGUUCAAGAAGAGAAGCAAGGGUACAAGAAAUCAGACUUAGCUAGUCAGUGCAUCCACAGGUACAAGAUUUAUGUAGAAGGAUCUGCAUGGUCCGUGAGUGAAAAAUAUAUUCUAGCCUGUGAUUCUGUUACGUUACUUAUAAAACCCCAGUACUACGAUUUUUACACCAGAGGUUUGAUGCCUCUGCAACAUUACUGGCCCGUAAAAGAUAAAGACAAAUGCCGAUCAAUCAAGCAUGCUGUUGACUGGGGGAAUACUCAUGAACAAGAGGCACAGGCGAUUGGUAAGGCAGCAAGCGAUUUCAUUCAAGAACAACUCAAAAUGGAUUAUGUGUACGACUACAUGUUCCAUCUCUUGAGUGAGUAUGCUAAGCUGUUGAAAUACAAGCCCACUGUACCUCGAAAAGCAGUUGAACUUUGUUCAGAGGCAAUGGCAUGCCCAGCUGAAGGAUUGACAAAGAAGUUCAUGUUAGAAUCUAUGGUUGAAGGCCCCUCAGACGCGAUACCUUGUAACAUGCCACCUCCAUUUGGCCCUGCAGGUCUUCACUCUAUUCUUGAUAGAAAAGAAAAUUCAAUAAAACAAGUUGACUCAUGGGAACAGCAAUAUUGGAAGAACAAAAGCAAACUACAACGAAGAUUUUAGUUUUUUUUUUUACAUGUAGUAAGGUACAUUUUUUCGUUAAGAGUUUGUUGUAUAAUCAUCUAACAUUAUAAUGGAGCACACGAACGAUAAACCUUGGUGUUGGGAUAACAUAUGUUAGGAGGAAAACAAUUCAGGAAGGAAGU